GACCCGCCUCCUCCUCCUCCUCCUCUCCGGGAGUCUUUCAGGGAGAGGGAGCCAGGGCUGCCAAGGGCAGGGAGCCGGGGCCUCCGGGGCCGGGGCGGCGGGGCUGCUGCUGCUCCAGGGCCGGCUUUGCUGGAGAGUUCCUGCAGGGCAGCAGCCGAAGGGGGCUGGGCCUCUCCUCCUCCUCCCUUUCCCCCUUAAGUCCCUUCUUCUCUUGGCGGGAGGAGCAGCAGAGGGAGAGGGAGGCGGGCCCUGGCUCCUGGGGCGGAGGAGGAGGAGGAGGAGGCCAGGAGCAGCCGGAGGCCGAGGCGGCGGCGGCGGCGGCGGGGUUCCUGGGCCGGAGCUCUGGGGGCCUCCCUGGGGCGGCAUGGCUUCUUCUUCCUCGGAGGUCGGGGGCCCUUCUCCGAGGCACGCCUGCGGUCUGCUGCGGGGCCUGGCGGGGCUGCGGGCGGAGGGGGCCCUGCUGGACGUGACGCUGGUCUCGGAGGGCGGCGGGGAGUUCGGGGCGCACCGGGCGGUGCUGGCGGCGGCCUCGGGCUACUUCCGGGCCAUGUUCGCGGGGGGCCUGCGGGAGUCCCGGGCGCGGCGGGUGCGGCUGCACGGGGUGGAGGCCGAGUGCCUGGCCCGCCUGCUGGACUUCGCCUACUCGGGCCAAAGGGAGGCCCUGGCCCUGGACCAGGACGAGGGCCAGGAGGCGGAGGAGCAGGAGGCCCGGGGCCCGCUGGCCGAGCGGCUGCUGCGGGCGGCCGACCUGCUGCAGUUCCCGGCGGUGAAGGCGCUGUGCGGGGCCUGGCUGGCCGAGCGCCUGGAGCCCUCGCUGGCGCUGGAGGCCCAAGACUUCGCCGAGGCCUUCGCCUGCCCGGCCCUGGCCCGCGCCGCCCGCCGCUGCGUCCUCCGCCACGCCGCCCGGGAGGAGGAGGAGCUGGAGCCGGGGCAGGAGGAGGGGGGCCUGGGGCGGGCGCUGCUGGCGCUGCCGCUCUCCCGUCUGGCCGGCUACCUGGGUGACGACGGGCUCCGCGUGGCCAAGGAGGAGGCCGCCCUGGGCCUGGCCCUCCGCUGGCUCCGCGCAGACCCGGCCUCCCGGGCGCCGCUGCUGCCCCAGCUGCUGGCCCACGUCCGGCUGCCCUUCGUCCGCCGCUUCGCGCUGCUGGCCCGCGUGGAAGGGGAGCCGCUGGUGGCCCGCUCGCCGGCCUGCCUGCGCCUGGUGGCCGAGGCCCGCCUCUUCCAGGACGGACGCCUGGACCGCCACGACCGCGGGCCCUGCCCCCGCCUCCGGCCCCGGCCCUCCACGGGGCUGGCCGAGGUGCUGCUCUGCCUGGGCGGCUGCGACCGACACUGCGACGAGCUGCUGGCCCUCGACUGCCUCCUGCCCCGCAGCCGCCAGUGGAGGAGCCUGGCCGAGCUGCCCGAGGCCCUGCAGGGGGGCUACGCCGCCGCCGCCCGAGGCAACGACCUCUACCUGACCGGUGGCUCCGAUGGCUCCCGUCUGUACGACUGCGUCUGGCGCUACAACUCGGGCGUGAACGAGUGGACGGAGGUCUCGCCCAUGCUGAAGGCCCGGGAGUACCACAGCUCAGCGGUGGUGGACGGCCUCCUCUACGUUGUGGCCUCAGACAGCACAGAGCGCUACGACCACACGCUGGACGCCUGGGAGUCGCUCCAGCCCAUGCCCUACCCCAUGGACAACUGCUCCACCACCGCCUGCCGGGGGAAGCUCUAUGCCACGGGGUCCCUGGCCGGGAAGGAGACCAUGGUCAUGCAGUGCUAUGACCCGGAGCUGGACUUGUGGUCGCUUGUCAACUGUGGGCAGCUGCCCCCCUGGUCCUUUGCACCCAAGACAGUCACCCUCAGUGGGCUGAUGUACUUUGUCAGAGACGACUCGGCUGAAGUAGAUGUAUACAAUCCAGCCAAGAAUGAAUGGGACAAGAUCCCCCCAAUGCUCCAGGUGCACGUUGGGGGCAGUCUGGCUGUUCUGGGUGGGAAGCUCUACGUCUCUGGCGGCUACGAUAACACCUUUGAACUCUCGGGGAUGGUGGAGUCGUAUGACCCGGAAACACGCAAGUGGAGCGUGGCCGCACAGCUUCCAGAGCCAGUCUUCUGGCACAGCAGUGUCAGCAUCUUCCGGCAGUUCAUGCCUGAGAGCCUGGAGGAGGACGAGGAGGAAGAGGAAGAGGAGACCCUCUUGGACAAUGGCCCCAGCCUCAGCCGCCAGCGCCACCAGAACCUGCACAGCCGGAAUCUGAACGAGUUGCGCUAACAGGAGGAAAGGGCCUCUGCUCACCCCAAGGGUUUACCAUCACUCUGACAGAGCUUCUGGAGGUUGGGGCAAAGACUUGGCAUGGCCAGUGAAGAGGGCAAUCUCGCCACAAAACAGUUUCUCUGUGUGGCCAGAGAGGGGGACAGCAUACCCUAACUGGGAAGUGGUGGGAAAGGGAUAGGAUCUGGGAGCCCAGCUCUUCCCUUCAGAGUGGGAACCCCAGAAGCUCUUGCCCGACAGCAUCUGCCUUAUGAGAACAUUGAGAUCCCUCUGGCCCAAGGAUCCAGCGGUUGUUGGAAUCAUGUUAGGCCAUUGCGCAAGUAUGAAAGUCAUGGGGCUGCUGGUUUUGCUUUCUCAGAGGUUGCGUAUGUUUGGUCUCUCAUGCUGCCAUUUGUUCUACAAGGAUGCACACACAUAAGUACACACACACAACCUGGUCUUUAAAAGCUUCAAGAAUUGUGGCUGUUAUCUGCUUUCUAUAAGCAGAAGGAAUCAUAGAAGUCCUAUCUGAGGUCUUUAAAGGGUGUGCCCUGUCUCUCCUCUCUGACUGUCUGGCUAACUUUGAGUGCUGCAUGGCUUGGCAGAAGAGGCAGCAAAGAAGGGGCAUAGGAUCAUAGGAGUCAGAGGGGUCUCCAUCUACUCCAACGCCCAUUGCCAGUGUGAAUUGCAGCCAAAUUGGCCUUCUUAUUCUCCCAUUGCCUGUGUGUUGUAUCUGCACUGAAGCCCCCCAUUCCCAUUGCAGCACAGAGCACUAGUUCUCCAGGUGUUUUGGACUUCAGCUCCCCAAAUUCCUGGCUGGAAUAUCUAGGAGUUGAAGUCCAGAACACCUACGUUUAAGUUAAGCCUUAACAUAGUAUUGCAAACAGUAUGUGAUAAGCUAGUCUGUUCCGGGCCUUGGAGAAAGAGAAGAUGAAAUUGUUGCAAAGAAGACAUUUGGACUGGAAUUGUGUGUCUUAAGUCUUAGCUAGGGAAAAUCCAUGGAAUCAGUUUUUGAAGAGUGAAUCAACACACAGGCAAACCUCAUUGGUUCAAUGGGUGUGCUAUAGACAGGGUUUAGGCCUCAAUAUGCAAACAGAAGUUGCCAUGGUGUGAUUUACAGAAGAGCUCUGUGUUCAUGGACAUUGCUGUGGGUCUAAACAUCCCAAAUUGUUUGGGUGCCUUUAGUUUGACAGAAGUGUUAUUUUUGAGUCAGUGAAUGAAACUUCCUGGGAGAACGUUGUUGCCUUCUAUCUUCCUUGCCAAAGUCUUUGCGGCUUAAUUUUUUAUUUUUCCUUAAACUCAACCCGGCGCUGCUUCCUCAGAGAGACCUGCCAGGUCUUAGGAGUGUUUCUCCAAGAUGACAAUAUUAAAUUUCCCAAGUCCCAUUUUAAAAAUACACAGCAGCAAAUAGCCAUGGCUUCACCACCCACAGGCCAUGCCUUGUGCCAACCACUCCUCUGUGGCUCAAAUCCCAAAUCCUCUGCCCUCUGGGAAGGAAGGCCCUGCUGUCCCUGUUUACAGACACUGGAGUUGCUGCUGCUGCUGCUGCUGCCAACAACUUGUUUUCCAUACCACUUAAGAUGUUAAGAAUGAAGUGUUUUGCGCUGGGCUGUUCAACAAGUAGCAUUGUUUUUGGAGAGAGGGGGUCAUACUCAGUGCCAAAUCUGUGAUCAUCUUGGGCGUCACUCAACCCCAGAUGAACAGCUUUUUUAAUUUAUUUACCUUCUAAUGUAGAUAGCUGUGUGUUCAGCCUUAAUUACUGUACUGUAAUAUUUACUAAAGCAAAAGUAUUAUAUUUUUAAAAACCCCUCCCCCUAAUCUUUUUAGAACUUGGAAAUCAAGUGUUAAAUAAAAGUGUGUUACGGAGA
Molecule: messenger RNA, 4101 nt
Organism: Sceloporus undulatus (fence lizard)
Lineage: Eukaryota; Metazoa; Chordata; Lepidosauria; Squamata; Phrynosomatidae
Gene: KLHL21
Product: kelch like family member 21
Exons: 4
Coding region: 365-2254 (629 amino acids)
Molecular function (GO): protein binding
Source: RefSeq, a predicted model, not a curated record